This is a messenger RNA of Perca fluviatilis (European perch), 1255 nucleotides long. It is a transcript of the gene mrpl46, whose product is annotated as mitochondrial ribosomal protein L46. Gene Ontology annotation, molecular function: structural constituent of ribosome. The transcript is spliced from 4 exons. Gene Ontology annotation, cellular component: mitochondrial large ribosomal subunit. The record is from RefSeq and is a predicted model, not a curated record. The coding region runs from base 247 to 1128 and encodes 293 amino acids. NCBI's taxonomy places the organism in Eukaryota, Metazoa, Chordata, Actinopteri, Perciformes, Percidae.
CUACCAUGGUGAAAACUCGCUUGAAGCCCUUAAGCAAAGAUCCUCUAUACUAAACCGACUCUGCCUCAAGUAACACUCAAUCUGCCCCAUGCUUAGAUAAAGGACAACACUUUAUAUCGGAAACUGGGGUUCAUGUUUUUGUCUUCUGGUAUCACCGAGGGAAUAACGUGGUUGAAAAUCCCUCCUCCAGCCUGUUUUGCCGCCGUCGGGACUUUUUUGCAUAUACAUUGAAUGUAGCAGAAAAAGAUGUCUGCUCCCUGUAGAAGGAUGGCUCCUCGGUCUCUCUUCCAGUUGCUGUCUUUCAGUCGGACAGCGGGCGGGAGCUCGGCCUUUCGUCCGUUUUCCCGCAGCGCGUGUGUUCGUCGGGCGACUAUGCAGGCCAAAAGUGUGACGGAAAAGGCGAGUUCUCCGUGGACUUUGAUGGCAGCCGUGUGUCUGCAAAGACUCCCGGUCAUCUCCGCGGACUGCGGCCCGCUAGAGCGCCGCUUCACCGACCUCAUGCUCCAGCUUGAGUUGGAGAAAAGCUUGCUGUCGGACCACGAGCUGCGGCUGCUGGAGGACGCUGAGAGGAUGAGUCGGAAGCAGGCAGACGACUAUGAUUCGGAUGAAGAGGGCGAGCGUGGGGACCAGGAGAUCGUGUUGGCUCAGGACCUGGAAGACUCCUGGGAGCAGAAGCUGAAGAGCUUCCAGCCAGCGCUGAGGGUCACGGCUGAUGCAGAUAAGGACUUGACCUCGUUGGAGCGCUGCCUGGCCAACUCGCUGCUUCUCUUGGCCGAGCAGAAGGUCGGGGGUGAGAAGCUGUGGCUGCUGCCUCAGACUCCGUGGCAGGAAGGAGAAACGCUGCGGCAGACAGCCGAGAGAGCCCUCACUUCCCUGCCAGCAGCUGGUUUCAAGGCGACUUUCCUCGGCAACGCCCCCUGUGGAGUGUACAAGUACAAACUGCCCAAAGCUGCUCGGACGGAGAGCUCGGUCGGAACAAAGGUGUUCUUCUUCAAAGCCAUUCUGUCAGACAGCGGCCCCCCCGCAGCCCCAAACGCUCCUUUUCUGUGGGUGAAGAAGAAUGAACUGCAGCGCUACCUGAAACCAGCAUACAUGAUGAAGGUUGACCGCUUCAUCCUCGACCUGUGACGCCGACGUACAGAACAAUAUUUAUGAGGCCCAGAAAGUUACCGUUGUUGCUUAUCCUGUCGUCUUGUAUCCUAAAAUGUUCUUUCAUUCAAUAUGUGUUGUAUAAAUAAAUAGUUUUUUUUCCAUA